Messenger RNA from Carassius auratus (goldfish), 4872 nucleotides. Its product is annotated as F-BAR domain only protein 1-like. Gene Ontology annotation, biological process: clathrin coat assembly; clathrin-dependent endocytosis. NCBI's taxonomy places the organism in Eukaryota, Metazoa, Chordata, Actinopteri, Cypriniformes, Cyprinidae. The transcript is spliced from 26 exons. Gene Ontology annotation, cellular component: plasma membrane; cytoplasm; clathrin-coated vesicle. The record is from RefSeq and is a predicted model, not a curated record. Bases 310 to 3729 code for a protein of 1139 amino acids.
UUUGUUUUUUAAUGUUUCAGCUUUGUAGCAUUACAGUAAAAGCAAAUGUUUACUCAGCGAAUGUUUGGUACAGUUGCCUUGUAAGCAGUUUGGGAUUCAUAUGCUGACUGUUUCAGUCUCAUCAUUGAAAGAAUGAAGGAGGGAUGGAGUGAGGAUAGAACAAAGAGAGUUAAAAGUGAGAGAACAAAAGCAGGGGGCUGCUCUUUGUCAGCUUUCCCAUGAGGACUACCCUGCUCUGCUCUUUCAGCAAACCUGGCAGGGCUAUUUCAGGGAGAGAAGAAUGCAGGUUUCGACAUUCUCUACCACAACAUGAAGCAUGGACAGAUCGCCACCAAAGAGUUGGCAGAGUUUGUGCGUGAGAGGGCGGCCAUCGAGGAGACAUACUCGAAAUCCAUGAGCAAGCUGGCCAAGAUUGCUAGCAAUGGAAGCCCUCUCGGCACGUUCGCCCCGAUGUGGGACGUGUUUCGCGUGUCCUCGGACAAACUGGCCCUCUGCCACCUGGAGCUCAUGAGGAAGAUGAAUGACCUUAUCCGUGACAUCAACAAGUACAACGAGGAGCAGGUCAAGAUUCACCGCAGGACGAAAGAGGAAGUGAUCGGGACUUUGGAGUCAGUGCAGUCUCUUCAGGUGCAGAACACCCACCUGCAGAAGGCCAGAGAAAGCUAUCACAGCAAGUGUGUAGAGCUGGAGAGACUGCGCAAAGAAGGAGUGCCUCAGAAAGAGCUGGAAAAGGCUGAGCUGAAAUCUAAGAAGGCAGCUGAGUCUUUUGCAGGGUCUAUUGAGAAGUUUAACCGAGCCGGAAGGGACUUUGAACAGAAAAUGAGUGAAUCAGCACAGAAAUUUCAGGACAUUGAGGAGGCUCAUUUACGUCAGAUGAAACUGCUGAUCAAAGCGUUUUCACACUCAAUUGAAGACACACACGUACAGGUUGGACAGGUCCAUGAGGAAUUUAAGCAGAACGUGGAGAACAUUGGCAUUGAGAACCUCAUUCAGAAGUUUACAGACCAGAAGGGAACAGGGAAGGAGAGACCCGGUCCAGUAGGGUUUGAGGAAUAUCUGUCCCCUCUUGUAUCUGAGAACAGUAAAAAAAGUCGUGCUAAAGCCUUCAGGAUCCCUGGACUGGGAAAGAAAGACAAGGAACCGGAUUCAAUAGAUUCAGCUGUGGCAGAUGCGCUUAACUCACCCCUCGAAGUGGACGACGAGGGCUUUAUAAUACGUGCAGAUGUCAACCAGAAUGGUUGUGCUGCUGAGGAGAAGGAGGGAAAUUUUUACUCCAGCGACUCGGAUUUCGAUGAUGAUGAACCCAAGAAGUUUCACAUCCAGAUCCGACCGGUUGCCAGCAGUAACCGUAGCAACUCAGCAGCCAAUGAACAGGAGUUGAAGGCCACAGUGGGGGCGCUGACCCUGCCCCCUAACAGAGCGGUAUCAGUAAAGAAGCAGCUCUCACGGAACUCCAGUUCAGCAGGUCGAUCUGAAGGGGAAGGGGAAAGUGUUCCCCAGAGAGAUGGAGAACAGGAGGUUCUGCGCAGAUCCACAUCCAGCCCAGAUCACAGCAGGCUGAGUUCCACAGCAUCCGGUUCGGACGCUCUGUUUGGACCUCCUCUGGAGUCGGCCUUUAAAUCUCACAGCUUUGCUGGCAGAGAGCAGCUCCAGAAGGCCUUUGCUGCGUCUGAAUAUGCAGCGUUCUCUUCUGAUUCAUCCUCUCCUGAGAAUGUGGAGGAUUCCGGACUGGAUUCGCCUUCCCAUCAGCCCCUUGGGGCUUCCCCAGAGCCUACCGGUUGGGCAGCAUGGCCAUCCACUCAGUCUCAAUCUAAAGACUCUGUAAACUUGAGCCGAUCCUCUGACCCCUUCCUCGCUGCGUUCCGUGACCCCUCACCCGGUCGAUCUCCUCUUCCACAGGAUGACCCCACAAAAGCCUGGCCUUCCAAUCUACGUUCUCCACAUGCCCCACCUGGUAUCGAGCCCACCACCUUCAGCUUCCCGGCCUUCUCCCACAGCCUGGCGUCUUCAGAGCUGGAGCCCUCUGUGUGGAGCUGUAAACACAUUCCUCCAGAAGACCCCUUCCUGGAUGCUUUUGAACGCUCUGCCCUCAAAGGCAACCUUCCUCCACCGGAUGCCUGGGCCCCGCCUCCCCCUCGGCCCACCAGGGACAGCAGGGGCAUGGAAGACCACACCGAUCCCUUUUCUGUCUCUAUGAAUGACACUAAAAGCCUCCCUCACCCAUCCUCCUCCCGCAAAGACCGAGACAGAAAGAGAGAACAAAAAAAAGAAAAAGUCCCACCUCCAGAGUCCCCAGAUGAUCCUUUCGCUAUUACUAUGAUCGGUAGUCCAACUCACCAAUCAUCGCUGGCAGCGCAGACGGCUGCACAAGGCAGAGCCAGUAGUAAUAAGCCGACGCCCAGUCCUAACCCCGCCUCUAGUUCUCAGCCGAAGAAAGAGCUGGUGCACUGGAACUCAGUGCAUAACCCUUUUAGUGAGGGCACUACAAAAAACACUGUCACACAAGAGUCCACCAGAAAACAGAGAUCUUUUCACGACGAGCCUCGCAGGAAUGGACCACCACUCACACGGCAUUCUGGGCCACAGGAGGAUCUCUGCUUCUCUACAGACAAGGACCAGAAUUUCCUGGAUAUUAACACACAACCAGUAUCCCAGCAUGGAUUCAGGCAGGACAGCACUGAGCGUCUGGCCCUGGCUCCCCCUCGGUCGGUUCGGCCCAAGCGCUCCUCAGGCAGACUCAGUGGCUGUGAGCGGUCUAGGUCCCUGUGCUCGUCUCCGUUGCCUGAGCCCAGUCCUCCCCUCACCUCUUCAUCCUCCUCCAGUCCCAGCGAAUGGGGGGUGCAGAACCGUGUUCCCAGCCCAGCCCGAGGUUUGUCUCGAGGGCCCAGUCCAAUUUCUCUGAGCACUCAGGAGUCUUGGCCUGUAGCUGCAGCAAUCACGGAGUACAUCAACGCCUACUUUAAAGGAGGAGAGCACAACUGCUGUCUGGUUAAGAUCACCGGUGACCUCACUAUGUCCUUUCCUGCUGGCAUCAUCCGCAUUUUCACCGCCAACCCCAACGCACCAGUAUUAAGCUUCAGAUUGGUGAAGAUCUCUCGACUGGACCAAUUGUUACCCAACAAGAAGUUACUCUACAGCGACCCAUCACAGAGUGACCCGGACACCAAGGAUUUCUGGUUCAACAUGCCGGCCUUGACGCUCCACCUGCAGAGAGAGGCAGAGCUCAACCCACAGGCCUCCUAUUACAAUGUGGCUCUGCUAAAAUACCAGGCGUCCUCUCAGGAUCCGGGCCGUGCACCCCUGCUGUUGUCCGCCGAGUGUCAGCGCAGUGGAACAGUGACCCGUGUGUCUCUGGACUACCACUGCUGUCCCGCUACCGCCCCUGCCACCCAGCUGACCUCUGUACAAGUGCUGCUGCCCCUCGAUCACACGGCCACCGACCUGCAGUGCCAGCCGCCCGCAUCCUGGAACGCAGAGGAAAGACGACUUCUGUGGAAAUUGUCCAACCUUUCUCCGACAAAUCACAGCAAAGGGUCUGGCACAUUGUGUGCCAGCUGGCAGUGCCUGGAGGUGCCCCGUGGUCCUCCGCCGAGCCUGGCUGUGCAGUUUGUGGGAUCGGGGGCUUCUCUCGCAGGCCUGGACGUGGAGCUGGUGGGCAGCCGCUACCGCAUGUCCCUGGUGAAGAAGAGGUUUGCCACAGGAAAAUACAUGGCUGGCUGUUCUUUGUGAGCGGUGAUGGUGACUGCUUCAUUUCCACAGAGGCACAAAGUUUGCACUUUUUAACCCCCCUGGGCUGCUGGAACUUUUUCCUCAUGUUGUAUUUACAGUGUGAUGUGUGGGAAACCACUAAUACCCAUGAUGCAUUACUCUAGGACAAGAAUGCACUGGAAUUAGGGACCCCAAUCAGCCUCUACUUUUAUCUCUAUCAAGUUUGAAGAACUGGAUGUAUACUUCGUUUCAUUUUUAGUGCAUAUUUGUGAAUGUAGAUGUACAAUGGAUAUAAAGUUCUGAUAUUUACAGAAUGUAUGUAUGUUGAAUAUUCAAGAAAGGUUUAAUAUGAAAAAUAUGUCUACUUGUGUCAAUUAUAACACAGCAAGCAUCAGAGACCAAAGUGGUUUUCACAAAUUUAUUACACUUUUUACCAGUACAAAAUACAGUCGAACUAAGCGGUUGAGGCUUUAUUUAAUAAAGAUUUUUUUUAAAGACACAAAAAUAAGGUUUCAUAUAGUGAGAAGAAUUGCAUUUACCUCCAUAAAAAUAAUCCUUAGCCAGAAGCUUUAAAACAGCAUAAAAAAAAUAAAAAUAAAAAAUACACUGAGCAAAUUCCCUUCCCAAUAGCACACAACAGGCAAAGAACCAUGACAGGCUUAAAGUACAGAGCCUGACACUCACAACCAACCACAGUGAGAAAACAUCUGCCAAUCACUUCUCAGAAACAAACACAGAGCUAGUAGAAAUGAAGUUUAUCUUUGUAAAUAGCAGAGAGGGACAUGUAGGGUGCUCAUUACGGGCCGCUACCAGGCACCAGUAAAGAUCCCAACCGGGUUCAGCACAACAUCGUCCAAAACAAUUACAGACAUAUCCUGAAAACGACAUAUCUCCUGAAAAUAUUUCCAGCUUUAUGUCAGCCAAGUGGGCACACGGUUUCCAUUACAAGCGUGAAAACUAAAACAUCAGAUGUACAGCACCAGGUGAUGAGACGUAUCUGUAAGAAUCUGCAUAUUCUGUCAUAUAUCUAUUUUGGGUUUUCUACAUCUUCUAAAAAAAGCUUUUAGCAAUUACGUAGCUUUUAAUUUUUUCUCUUUUUUUUUUGCAAUUACAUUUACACAAUAUCUACUUAAAUAUGUGUAGGAAGUUAUUUUAAUCAAUAAU